AUGCUCCGAUCAUUCCAGCCAAUGUUACUUUGGUGGUACAUCUUCCUGACCGGGACUGCAGCACAAGUCAGGGCAUCUUCAUCAACGCCGUGCCUUAGCCCGGGCGAAUCCUACAACAUCGCCCUUCGUUGGCUGCAGAUCUUCCAAACCAACGAGAACGGCACCGGCACCGGCUCCGCGAUCGUGGCAAGCACACUUACCUCCAACUUCACUUACUACGAUGAAGGUGCAUCCUUUGGCAACGCCACCGCUGUGUACGACUCCGCAGGCGCAGUGUACAACUCGGUCAGCGGCUCCGGCUACAGUGGCUCGCUGGUCACCAAUGUCACAUACUCUAUCAUCGAGAGCUUCGCCAGCUGCGACACCAGCGUGAACAGUAACGUGACGGUUGGCACACCAAUCAGCUAUCGUGGGACAGACUAUUUGAAGGUGGAUCUGGAAUCGAGGCUGAUCUACAAUGUGACAAGUAGCUCGGAUCUGCUGAACUACUACAUUCAGCUGGGAGCCGUCAAGCAGCCUUCGUAG
Messenger RNA from Cyphellophora attinorum, 525 nucleotides. RefSeq lists its product as uncharacterized. Lineage: Eukaryota; Fungi; Ascomycota; Eurotiomycetes; Chaetothyriales; Cyphellophoraceae. The coding region runs from base 1 to 525 and encodes 174 amino acids. The record is from RefSeq and is a predicted model, not a curated record. The transcript has 3 exons.